CCUCGUGCUUCUAGCCUUCUGACUUCUGAGAUCAACUGGCAUCGAUACGCAAAAGCGAUCGGGUGUUGCCAUAAACGCGUAGAAAAGUCAUGCACCUUGUUUACAGUAUCUCAAACCUAAACGACACUUAUUUAUCACUUUGUACGACAAUUUUAAGUGACUGAAGUUUAUGUGAAUAAUUAUGGAUCAGCCGGAGCUUCAGGAAUUGCUGCAGAAACCGAAGGCGGUGCUACUUGCAGACCAAAGGAAGGCCACAAUAAUCCCGAAUCAGGGGUUAAAUAAGGACAAGCACCAAGAGCCAAUCGAAGGCAAUGAACAAGGAGACGUGGUGUCAGCCGUCAUAGGCGACUACGGUCGAUGGCAACUGCUGAUGACCUUCCUCUUGUCGCUCUUUUCUUUCCCAUGCACUUUCCACAUAUAUCUACCUACAUUUACGGCAAAAAUGACAAACUUUUGGUGUCGAAGGCCGGAUAACUUGUCUAGUCUACCAUUAGAUGAUUGGGUCAAUUACAGCCAACCGAUAGAUGCAUGCUAUGUUCGUCUUCUUCCCGCUGGAAUAAGUGCAGAAAGUAUUAUAAACAACACAGCUCCUAUCUUAGACUCUUUCCAGAAGUGUACAGAAUGGGAUUAUGAUCGGUCUGAAGUUGGGGCUACAAUAAUUUCGGAAUGGAAUCUCGUAUGUGAUAACGCCAAUCUCACAGUAUUAGCUGAAGUAGUAUUUUUAGUUGGUGUUGGCGUUGGCGGAGUCAUUGGAGGAUGGAUUUCGGACAAAUUUGGCCGUAAAAGAAUACUUAUGGGUAUGAUGGUAGCUCAAAGCGCACUAGCUAUCUUAUCACUUCUAGUAAGUUCAUACUUGCAGUAUGUUGUGGUAAGACUCUUCAUGGGUCUAGUAUCAGUAUCUGUGGUAUAUGCUGCCUUCGUUCUCUCCGUGGAGCUGGUAGGAGGUCCAUGGGUCACUAUUGCAGGAGUUUGCAAUUUCUUCCCCCUACCUCUGGCUUAUGUGAUAGUAUCUUUACUUUCAAUGAUUAUGCCAAAUUGGAGAGAUGUACAACUUGCUUUGACAGUACCUGGGUGUUUCCUUAUUGCAUUAUGGUUUGUUUUACCGGAAUCUCCAAGAUGGUUAUUAAGUGUUGGAAGAACACAAGAAGCUAAAGUAAUAUUAGAGAAGGCAGCAAAGUUUAACAACAAAGGAAGUGUAAUUGAUUUGGAUAAAAUGCUAUCAUUAUACAAGCCCGAGACCAGAAAAGAAGAACCCAGUGUCUUAAUGUUAUUUAAAGGCAAUUUAAUGAAGAGAACAUUUUGUUUGUUUAUAGCUUGGUUUUCAAUGACAAUUGCUUAUUACGGACUCGUCUUAAAUAUUGGAAAAUUCAACAUGGGCGAUUUACACAUGACGUCUAUAAUACUUGCUUUAGUAGAAGUGCCAGCGAUAGCAAUAAGCAUUCCUAUAUUAUUUAAAGCUGGCAGACGACUGCCUAUAUUCACUUCUAUGGUUAUAUGUGGAGCAGCAUGUAUAGCAAGUGAAUUGUUAUCUAUUUCUUUCAACGAAGAAUGGGUUAUGAUAGCAUGCCUCAUGGUGGGAAAGUUUGCAAUUGCAACUACAAAUAUGAUGCUUCCAAUAUUUACUGCGGAGUUAUAUCCGACCAUAAUAAGGAACCUAGGUGUCGGUGCCAGCCAGAUUUCAUCAGGAUUGGCAUUGAUUUGCAUUCCAUAUUUAUGGGAAUUGACCAAAUUGAAUCUACACUUACCAAUGGCUACUAUAGCUGCAUUAAGUGCAGCAGGAGGCACAAUUGUUCUUUUACUCCCUGACACUAUUGUUUCCUCGAAAGAAAACACUAGGCAAUCUGCGUCUUCUCCAUGUAAUGGAACAUUUACGGUCACCGAUGAUAGAGGCCACUAGUUGGAUGAAACAUUUAUUAUUUAUAAAUAAAUAUUUUUAUGAUCAAGUGAUGCAGUUAAAUGCCAGUUAGUUAUAAGUAUUGAAUAAUAAACAAGUGAUAGUAAGAUAUUAAUGAACAUGUGACUGCUGUUUAAUAUUAACUAAGUAUAAAAGAGCAAGUAGAAAACAAAUGUUUGAAACAUAAAAAUUUAACAUAACAACUUAAAAUUAUUGAGACCGUAAAAGCCAAAGCGUCCAAACAGAUUUUUCAAAAACAAUUGAUAAUGCUCUAAAAGACGUUUAAGCCUAUGAUGGGUGUAUCGAGUGUUUGUCUCAUUUUGACAAGGGCACCAAGAAGAAGGCACCUCCCUCAAAUUGGCAAAGAUGCUUGGUCGUUUGUAAAGGAGACUCUCUUCUACCUCAGGCAUCUUUGGGGGUGGAGCGAAUAAACAUGUUGAGAUACAAUGAUUUUCAAAUGGCUCCGCUUCACGUCAGCUCAUUUAUGUGCUGUUGUGGCUCUAUGCCAUAACUCCUCAAUGUCAAUCCGUGUUCCAGAGGUCAUAUCUGUGACGUCAUUUUGUAAGAUUACUGGCGCUAUAUCGGUGACGAUUCUGUUGAUCUCUCUAAACUAAACUAAAUAGGCAGUUAAUUUUUUUUUAACUUGCUUUAUGGCUCUGUGUUCCAGACUGUGAAGCCUAUGUCUUAAAAUAUCCCCAAACAAUAUAGAGAAAAGGAUGGCAAUCAUCACCACAUCAUCCCAUUAUCGGCCCACUACAGAGCACGGGUCUCCUCACACAAUG
Molecule: messenger RNA, 2676 nt
Organism: Pararge aegeria (speckled wood butterfly)
Lineage: Eukaryota; Metazoa; Arthropoda; Insecta; Lepidoptera; Nymphalidae
Product: solute carrier family 22 member 4-like
Exons: 7
Coding region: 182-1897 (571 amino acids)
Biological process (GO): transmembrane transport
Cellular component (GO): membrane
Molecular function (GO): transmembrane transporter activity
Source: RefSeq, a predicted model, not a curated record